This is a messenger RNA of Sodiomyces alkalinus F11, 491 nucleotides long. RefSeq lists its product as hypothetical. The record is from RefSeq and is a predicted model, not a curated record. The transcript has a single exon. Bases 90 to 335 code for a protein of 81 amino acids. Lineage: Eukaryota; Fungi; Ascomycota; Sordariomycetes; Glomerellales; Plectosphaerellaceae.
GGAAACCGCCCGCUGAGCUCUUGGCAAGUGGCCAUUUUAACCUCUUUUGGGCCCCAUCUGUUCCAUCCAUCCUGCUUUUGAGCCCUUCCAUGCUGGUACGUUGUAUAUCUCUCUCCCUGGGAUCGCCUUUCGCUUCAUUCCCUUCCUUCAUUGGUCUGCCGCUUCAUCUCUAUUUCCCCCUCCAUCUCCUCUUCUCUGUGCAACUAACGGGCGAUCUUAUCUUCGAAGAAGAGAUGUACAGUAUCACUCUGUCUGUCUGUCUCUUCAGCCUUUUCACAGGACUACACCACAUACCUAGGCCCCCCUCCCGGUUUCCUUAUCAGCUUCUCUUCUAAGAUGCCAAGGCUCCUCAUGGUUACUCUCGGAUGCCCCUCACCGCGAUUCGAUGCUGGCCGACAUGGCUGAAGGCUAGAUCACCUGUCUCUCAACACCAACGAGCGGGCCAGCAGCCAGUAGCCGUCGGUACACUCCCCCCUGUCCUCAAGUCAAGG